AUGGCUCGUGGAUUGCCGUCGCUCCUGCUGCUGCUCCUUGUCACCGCCGCAUGGCGUACGUCGCAUGCCGAUGAAUACGGCUCGAGCCGAUUGAGCAGAGACUUUUACCGAGACUCAUGCCCGUACCUCACGUCGAUCGUUCGAGAUGUCGUUUUUGAAGAGUUUAUCAAAGACGAAACCCUCCCCGCGCCGCUUCUUCGCCUCCAUUUCCACGACUGCUUCGUUCAGGGUUGCGAUGGUUCUAUUCUGAUCAACUCGACGUCGGAGAAUCAGGCGGAGAAAGACGCGCCGCCCAACCUGACGCUCCACGCGUUCGACAUCAUCGACAAAAUCAAGGAGACCGUCGAGGCGGAGUGCCCCGGCGUCGUCAGCUGCGCCGACAUCGUCGCUCUCGCCGCUCGCGACGGCGUCGUUCUGGCUGGCGGCCCGUACAUCGAUACGCAGCUCGGUCGCCGCGAUUCGCGCUCCUCCAGGGCGUCUCGUGCGGUGGCGGCUAUGCCCGGUCACCGCAUGAAUGUGGACGAGCUUGUGAAAAACUUCGCCGCCGUAAACCUCACGCGCCUCGACCUCGUGACGCUCUCCGGCGCGCACACGAUCGGCGACGCGCACUGCGACACCGUCGAGCACCGUAUCGCGCCAAAUCAAGACUCCACGAUGGCGAACUCGCUGAGGGAGAAGCUCAAAGACAAGUGCAGGGCUCCCGACGUGGACUCCAGCAAAGAAGUGAACCUCGACUUCAAGACCAAAAACCGAUUCGACAACCAGUACUACAAGAACCUCCAGGAGAAGUUCGGGCUGCUGUCGAGCGACCAGGUGCUGGCGAUCGACGAGCGCACUCGCGACGUCGUGGACCGUUACGCAGCAGACCAGGAGGAUUUUUUUCGCGAGUUCCGCCACUCCAUGCUGCGCAUGGGGGCAAAUAACGCGGAGAAAGACGCGCCGCCCAAUCUGACGCUCCACGGAUACGACAUCAUCGACCGCAUCAAGGAGACCGUCGAGGCGCAAUGCCCGGGCGUCGUCAGCUGCGCCGACAUUGUCACGCUCGCCGCGCGCGACGGCGUCGUUCUGGCUGGCGGUCCGUUCUGGCCUGUGGACAUGGGUCGCCGCGAUUCGCGCACCUCCUCCGCGGCGCUUGCGUCGACGUCCAUGCCCGGUCACCGGAUGAACGUGAAUGAGCUUCUGAAAAACUUCGCCGUGGCGAACCUCACACUCGUGGACCUCGUCACGCUCGCCGGCGCGCACACGAUCGGCGACGCGAGCUGCGGCUCCGUCGCGCACCGAAUCGCGCCCAACAGCGACUCGUCGAUGGCUCCUCAGUUGCGGGACUACCUUGACGGCCAGUGCAAGGCUCCCAAUGUCGACGAGAAGAUUUUUGUUGACCUCGAUAGCUCCAGCAGCUCUACAUUCGACAAUCACAACCUUCAGCGGAAAUUCGGGCUGCUGUCGAGCGACCAGGUGCUGGCGAUCGACUCGCGCACUCGGCAGCUGGUGAACCGUUACGCUUCCGACAGGAGGGCAUUCUUCCGCCAGUUCAGCCACUCCAUGAUUCGCAUGGGCGAAGCGGGCGUGCUCACUGGCACGCAGGGGGAGAUUCGCCGCACCUGCAGCGCAGUCAACUAG
This is a messenger RNA of Closterium sp. Naga37s-1, 1620 nucleotides long. Lineage: Eukaryota; Viridiplantae; Streptophyta; Zygnematophyceae; Desmidiales; Closteriaceae. The record is from the annotation of a GenBank genome assembly.